CCUCCCCUUUGACUCAGAACUAAUGCAGGUCCCUGGGGUGGGUGCAGCUCGUGCACAGGGGUGGGUGGUGGGUGCCCAGAGCGUGCGAUCUGGAACACUGCUCCUUUCGACUGUUGGUUUUGGACAGGGGAGCAAGCUGGCCCAAAGGGGCUGUGGAAAUAAGGUAGAGGGCUCUUCCCUUGUGCAGCAUUAGUUUAUAUGCAGCUGUGUGUCACACAGGUGAAGUAGGAUGAGUUGAUCAAUGAUGCACAGUUUCUUUAACCCCUAGUGAGCAGGAAAGGGAAAUGGGGUAUACAGGACUCUUUUCUCCUUGGUAGUUAGGGUAUUGCUGGUGCGUAACCAAAUCUGGCCUUUUAAACUGUAUGGAAAUCAUCAGUUUCGACCCCCCCCACCUGUCAAAGCUUUGCCAGGGUGCUUUUGCAUCCUGUCACAUGUUUGAUGUUUCAUGUUUGGCCAUUGGCCUAAAUUGUUGUCAGCAGCACUUGGAAGGCUGGCAGUAUUCCAUCCUUUAAAGAAGGUUUUUACAAGUUGAGUGUUGCUUUGUAUGCCAGUCUCAAGCAACAUAUUCAGGAUUUUGUUUAUAAAUUAUAUCUACAAUUGAUUGAACAUCACAAAUAAAUUUCCUUUGUGAAAGAAAGGAAAGUUGUCUACAAAGCCUACUGUUCAACCUUGCAUACCCAACCUUAAUUGUAAUCUCCUGUCACGCACUCUCAUCUUUGCUGUAUCUGUGCAUGUGGGUACCAGUGAUUAAAGCAAUGCUUAUGUGGAAUAUAAGCCUAGCCAAUUUAGUGUGUGAAUCUGUGAAGCUCUGUAAGGGUCAUGUUGCUGAUUCCGUGAUCCUUGUGACAAACUAUAAUUAAGUGCCCUGGUUUGUUCAGUUGUUUAUUUAGUACGUGUAAAUCUAUGGUCUGUACAUACAUAGAAAGUAUUUUUGGUUUAUAUCAGGAGGGUACAUUGACAUCUAUCUGAUGCUAGACUGGUGAAUAGGAAGAAGGUCCCAUCACUGGCCUGUUUGUGGAAGCUGAGAUGAUGAAGGCACAUCAGUGGGAACAUGCUGUGGUGCAGGGUUGAAGCUCCAUCCCGUAUGUGAUAGUUGUAGAGCAAUUGGAAGGGUUACGUGCAGAGUGCUGGUAAACUAGGAUGGAAGAAUCUCACUUCAACUCCUCUCCGUACUUCUGGCCAACUGUACCCACAGUCUCAGGACAGAUUGAAAACACCAUGUUCAUUAACAAGAUGAAAGAACAACUAUUGCCUGCAGAGAAGGGCUGCAGCCUGGCUCCCCCCCACUACCCAACCCUGCUGACAGUGCCCACAUCUGUGGCUCUAUCCACCGGCAUCUCCAUGGACUCAGACACCAAGCCAGAGCAGCUGACCCCACACAGCCAGGCCCCCGUGACUCAGAACAUCACUGUGGUGCCAGUACAGUCUGCUGGGCUCAUGGCAGCAGGUCCUGGUCUGGUGAUCACCUCUCCCUCGGGUUCCCUGGUGACCACAGCUGCCUCUGCCCAAACCUUCCCCAUCUCAGCUCCCAUGAUUGUCUCCGCACUGCCUCAUGGUUCCCAGGCUGCCCUCCAGGUGGUACCUGAUCUGUCCAAGAAAGGGACUGCUGCCCUCUCUGAAGGGGGUGGGGGUGGAGGGGGUGGGGGAGUUGCCCCCAAACCUCCCCGGGGUCGCAAGAAGAAGCGAUUGCAGGAGUCGGGGCUGCCAGAGAUGAGUGACCCAUUCGUGCUAUCAAACGAGGACGAUGAGGACCAGCACAAGGAUGGCAAGACAUACAGGUGCCGGAUGUGUUCGCUGACCUUCUACUCCAAGUCGGAGAUGCAGAUCCACUCCAAGUCCCAUACGGAGACAAAGCCACACAAGUGUCCUCACUGCUCCAAGAGCUUCGCCAACAGCUCCUACCUGGCCCAGCACAUUCGUAUCCACUCAGGGGCCAAGCCCUACACGUGCAGCUACUGCCAGAAGGCCUUCCGCCAGCUCUCCCACCUGCAGCAGCACACACGGAUCCACUCCAAGCUUCACACAGCGAUUGUCAAGCCGCACAAGUGUCCUCACUGCUCCAAGAGUUUCGCCAACACCUCCUACCUGGCCCAGCACCUCCGCAUCCACUCGGGGGCCAAGCCCUACAGCUGCCGCUACUGCCAGAAGGCCUUCCGCCAGCUCUCCCAUCUGCAGCAGCACACACGCAUCCACACCGGGGACCGACCUUACAAAUGUGCUCACCCUGGGUGUGAAAAGGCUUUCACCCAGCUCUCCAACCUGCAGUCCCACAGACGGCAGCACAACAAAGACAAGCCUUUCAAGUGCCACAACUGCCACCGUGCGUACACAGAUGCUGCCUCCCUGGAGGUUCACCUGGCAACGCACACGGUGAAGCAUGCCAAGGUCUACACCUGCUCCAUUUGCAGCCGGGCCUACACCUCGGAGACCUACCUGAUGAAGCACAUGCGGAAACACAACAUCCCUGACCCACAGCAGCAAGUGGCUCAGGCCCAAGCCCAAGCCUCUCAGCAGCAGCAGCAGCACUUCCAGCCGCAAGGUGGUGGGGCAGCAGGGGGCCCCUCUGGAGACACUAAUCCCCCUAACCCUCCCCCACAGUGCUCCUUUGACCUGACUCCUUACAAGACUUCAGAGCACCACAAGGACAUCUGCCUCACUGUCAGCACCAGCACCAUCCAGGUGGAGCAUCUCUCCAGCUCCUAGAGACCAUGACCCCAGGAGCAGAAAACCUCUCAUGCAUAGCCUGUGCCCAGGGGCACUGCUUGUGCAAUGGUCCCUCCUCGUGCAACAGCCUCUGGCCUCUCCUGUAACAGCCUUUCCUGGCCAUAUACCCUGUCAGUGGCAAUCCCUUAAGUGACAUCCUGUCUCCAGAGGCAUCCUUUUGUGCAGCAGCCUGCCUGAUAGUGGGGUGUUGCCUUGUGUAAGAGCCCCACUCCAGUGUUGGGAUCGCUUCCUUGUGCAAGAGCCCUACGUUCUACACACAAAGCAAAGCUCCCUUUUGGCCUUCUCUAUAAUUGUAAAAUUAUAUGUGCAGGCUGAGGGGGGCACCCCCUGGGACACGCAGGGUAGAUAAGAUGGAAAGAGUGUCAGUGUACAUCGGGGCUCGGACGCAUGCUGGUGGCAGACCACAGAAGGGUCUGACAGCUGGAGGUUUUUUCUUUGAGGAUUUCCUUGUGUGUCUAAAGGAGAAUAUUCACUCUCCUCUCCUGCUUGUGAAGGGGAGGAUGGGGGGUCACUUGUCCUGCCAUAGGGCCCAGGAUGGGAGAAGUCCUCCUGCUCCCUAGAUGAAGACAAGAACUUUGUGGGAGAGAAGUGAGGGGUGUUCCCAAGGUGCCUAAGCUGCUGAGGGGUGCAAAGGCCUGUAAUCUCUCCUUGUCAAUGGAGAGUAAGAGGAGUCUCUGUGAACUACUUGCUCCCUCUCCCUCCCAGCUGUAGGAGGAAGGUGGUGGAGGAGACCCCCACAAAGAUACAAGAGAAUGGGGUCCAGCUCAUUGCUCUGCCUGCCAUUUGUGGAUGAUGCAAUAGUAGCUUGAUUUUUCCACCCCCUAAGAAGUCUGCAGGCAUCAACAGCAAACCAAAAAGCAGUUGGAGAUGAGGGUAAGAGACUGCCACAAUGAUCAUUGUUUCCCUCUCCCUAAUCCCUCUUCCAGGAAGACGUGGCAGUAGUUCUAACUCUCAAGCACCCAUCCCCACCCCCCCACCCCCGUUCUGCCUUCUGGUUCCCAAAGCAAGGUGGGGGGAAGUGGCACAGAUCAGCCUUUUCAAGGAGCCAGCAUGAGGCAGGGAAAGGCUAGCUUCUGCUCAUGUGUUAUCAUGGGCACUCUCCUAGGCUCCUUCUUGCCAAGACAGGCUGGACUCGCAUGGCAGUGGUGGCAUUUUAGAUGGAGA
Gavialis gangeticus (Gharial) is the source of this 3888-nucleotide messenger RNA. It is a transcript of the gene ZNF384, whose product is annotated as zinc finger protein 384. Gene Ontology annotation, biological process: regulation of transcription by RNA polymerase II. The transcript has 9 exons. Gene Ontology annotation, molecular function: RNA polymerase II cis-regulatory region sequence-specific DNA binding; DNA-binding transcription activator activity, RNA polymerase II-specific. Bases 1141 to 2703 code for a protein of 520 amino acids. Lineage: Eukaryota; Metazoa; Chordata; Crocodylia; Gavialidae. Gene Ontology annotation, cellular component: nucleus. The record is from RefSeq and is a predicted model, not a curated record.